AUGAGCAGAAAUACUUUACUCAGCUUAUACGUUGAGGAUGUCCCUGAGGUUUACAAGAUGACAGAGUACCAGAAAAGAGUGAAAGAAAGAAAAGAAGUCUACUCGUACAUAGAAAGAUACAAACAACUUCCUGUAUCUGCAAUACUAAAUAAGAACAAUACAAAAGAAGAUAUAGAGCAGCACUACUGUGCAAAAGUAGCAGCAGCAACGGACGUGCAUGAGAUGAAAGAUUUUAUACACGGAGAAGUACAAAUAUUCCGGCUUAGAAUUGAUCAAGCCCAGGAAAAAGAUGUUCUUAGAUUGUUUACCACAGAGUAUCUCCCACGCCUUCAGGAGGAGGUUCUGUAUACACAAGAAGAAGGUGUUCUAAAAAUACAAAUCGACAAUAAUUCUAUAAACUGGCUGGGAAAGGUAAAUGAUGCAUCAAUUGGCGAUAAGAUUAACAGAGAAAUAGUUCGCUCUAAGAGUGUGCACGUUACAGCGCACUUUACGAAAUAUGCAGUUAUACGCGAUAGAAUAGAGCUGGGACUAGUCACAUCAGGAGUUGAUGGUAUAAGAAGUAUUCUAACCAGAGGGUUUGAGGACCUUCUGAAACAUACCACACAAACCAUGUACGUAUCAGGAGUGCCUAAAGAGUACGCAGUCUCUCUUCCUGUAGCAGCAGUUACACUGAUGCAAUUACAAACAAAAUGUGUUCCGCCGUGUAUUUCGGGCAUACUGGAUAAGUUAAAAGAAAAAAGGCAUUUAAAAUACGAUGACAGGUCAAACCUAAACAAUUUCUUAAAGGCCGCAGGAGUUCCCCUUGAGGAUGCACUUGCCCUGUACAAAGCCCAUUUCAGCUGCACUGUAACAGAAUUUGACAGAAAGUAUAAGUAUAACAUACAGCAUGCGUAUGGGCUGGUGGGUGGCCGUAUAAAUUAUAAGAGUACGCCGUGCAGUAAAGUAAUAUCUGACGGCAAGAGAUCAGAGUGUGUAGGGUGCCCAUUAUCAAAUGGAUUAAAUCCACAGAAAGAGUGUACAAAAUCUUUGGAAAGAAUCACUGGGAAGCAAGAGGUACUUAUAGCAUCUCCUUCUGAGUACUAUUUAAGAGUGCUCAGGGCACAGCAGUCAAAAGAGAAUUAAAUUCGGGU
Molecule: messenger RNA, 1130 nt
Organism: Nematocida parisii ERTm1
Lineage: Eukaryota; Fungi; Microsporidia
Exons: 1
Coding region: 1-1122 (373 amino acids)
Biological process (GO): DNA replication, synthesis of primer
Cellular component (GO): alpha DNA polymerase:primase complex
Source: RefSeq, a predicted model, not a curated record